Molecule: messenger RNA, 774 nt
Organism: Symbiodinium sp. CCMP2592
Lineage: Eukaryota; Dinophyceae; Suessiales; Symbiodiniaceae
Source: the annotation of a GenBank genome assembly
AUGUCCCAGGUUGACGCAGAAGUUCGGAAGCUACCGGUCUCGAAAGUAGCCGCUGUGGAGGAGCUGGCGAGAGUGGCCUUGCAUUCACAGCUCGAAGUCUCCAAGGCCGAGACUGCAGCCGAAGAGCAGAGGACUCUUUGCCUCUUUGCGGCUCUCCAGCGCUUUGCCGAAGAGUCGGAGGCGCUGGUGCCGGUGGAGGCAGCUUUGGCCAAAGGUCGCCAGCUCCCGACGCCAGCGACUGUGGCAGCCCCGGCACGGCGGAUGGGCGAGGAUGACGAGGUGCAGAGCUAUGAGUGGCUUCGAAUGUCUCGCGAAGACGAUUGCCGGCAGGCAGGUUUGGGUCUCUGCUUCGUGGAUAACUUCGAAGCUCGGAGACGGCUGGCUCGGCUUCUGACGGCCAGGGCCAGCCGCAGGACGCCUUUCCAGGACCGUCUUUUCCCACACAGUGUGGUAUGCUACCCUCGGCGUGAAGAGAAUCUGUGGGCGCAAGGCGCACGGAAGGCUGGUUCGUAUCGCAUUCUUUUCGAAGAGUUCCGUGAGAUCGUCGAACUGAUUGAGGAGCUGCAUGUUUCGUCACAGCGCCGAUCCAGGCAUGAACUGAAUGCAAGGCGGACGCAACCACGGCAGUGCGCCCUCCCAGGCACAGAGAGUCGGAAACUGCGGCCCUUCGAGGCCGCGCUUUUCGACAGGUGUCACGGAGGCCGUGGUUUAAAGCAGAGUGAAGUUGCGGUUGUCGAGAGCUCCUGGAUCGUUUGCUUGUAUGUGGCUCUGUAG